AUGGCUACGCGACGGGCAAAUGCAGCACGUAGUCGUCCGGAGAGCUUUCAGUCUUCUGCGCGUUUCCAUCUGUCCGAGUUCUCUCAAUCAGAUGCGAAUCGCACCAUGCCGGGAAAUGACAUCGAUCUCGACGUUUUCAACCUCAUGAACAGGGGAUGCUCUUUUGGGAUGUCUCAGUUUAGCGGCGAUGCUUCUCGUCGGUCUCAUCCCAACCUUAAUUAUACAGGACAAUAUGUAAGUGGGGUUCCUGCAAACGAACCAGAACCAGAGCUUCUUCGGAACGGAUUCUCCGAUUCGCCACCUGAUGUCAGUGCUUCGAUCACGCCCAUUGAGCAAGAUUAUCCAAGACUUGAUGAACUCCUACAUCUUCCCGAGCACUGGGAUCAGGCUGCGUAUGAUCACUUGCUCUCUAUGGGUGGAGAGUCAGACUUGUCAACAGCCUUUGACAUGGCCAACAUCUUAGACUUUAUGGGCCCGCAGCAGAUGGCAAACGCCUUCAUGGAAGCACCGCCCAAGAUCUUGCCACAUCCAUAUCGUUCUGCCCAGCCGCAGCAGACAUCUCCUCGAUCAGAGCCAUCAUCCAUCUGUCCAGAAGGCUCAAUGGACCUUGAUUCUUCGGCAGAGUCCGUGUCAGGCUCUGGCGUAUCGGACGGACUACUCGCCUCGCAAGAGUCUUGGCCUUUCUUUUCUUGCAAUCGAGUACCGAAGUCAGGUUGUUUCCCUCCUGCCACCGCAGCAAUAUAUGUCGAAGGCUUAAUACAAGUUCUGACUGCGCAUGAUUGGCCGGUAUCACACGAUCCACAGCAUAGGAAUGCCGCCAUGACAGCUAAUGAGCUCUUGCAGCAGGAGGAAAUGCUGGACCCACUUGUCGGUCAUUCUAAUGAUUCGUUGAAUGCCGCGGCACGAGCUAUUCUCCAUAAGGCAUGCACCACGCAUCGUUUUGAGCAGGGAUCAGUGGAUAGAGUUGCAAACCUCUUGAAUGGCAAGGGAGACCAAGUCGCAAUCCAGCUACCUCCACCUGACGCUAUCGCGCGUUUUGUCGAAAGCUAUAUCAGUCAUCACAAAGCGUAUUAUCCUUGUGCCGCUGAUCUUACCCGUUCAACGGUGCCGAUGUUGCAGUCUAAUGUUCAAGCCUCAAGAUUGCUUAUGCUCUUAACGAUUGCUCAAGGAGCGUCAUUUAUCUCGAUCCCAUCAGCAAGAUAUCUAGCAAGCGGCCUGAUCGAGGCCUGCCGGCUUUUCCUCUUCGAAAGCAUAGAGAAAGAUAUUCUUUUAUCUCGCGACCCUACCGUUCUCCAUUCCGCCCUUCUGUUCACUACUGCCGCGGCGUGGAGCGGUGAUAACUGGCAUAUGGACAUAGCCAUGGGCCAGCGUGGCAUGUACAUCGCGAUGAUGAGUCACGCGCGAAUGUUUAACGCACAAGAACGACAUCCAACAGCGGAUGAAGUGCAUAUUCAUCCCACCACAGCGUGGGAAGAAUGGAGGACAGCCGAGGAGAAGCGGCGAAUUGCAUACUCGUGGGUUGUAGUUGAUCAAGAGCUCAGCUUGUUUUCAGACACUACGCCGCUACUCAACGUCGUGGACCUUCAAGUUCCGAUGCCUGGCCCAGAGCAUCUCUGGGCGGCUCGUUCCGCCGAGGAAUGGUCCUCGAGGCGUAGGGAAUUAUCUGACAACAAGUCUCUGGAAGGCUUGUCUCUCCGCGAUCUAUUCACGACCUUCGUUGAGGGUGAUCUAUCUGGCACCGAUACCAGGCUUUCGCCGCUCCAACUUCGCUUACUGCUUCAUCCGCUGCAGACAUUGGUUUGCCAGCUACGACAGUUCCUGAGCUGCCUUCCCGAAAGCGGACGACAAUCAUUGGGCACGUCCAUCUCAAAGGUGGCCAUCAAGGCCCGCCUCGAGGAGAUAUCAACGCUGCUUCGUCAGUGGUACGGUUUCACCGAACGCCACAUUAGAAGAGAGGGCAGGACUUGUUGGACAACAAGAGCCAACCUGAUCAUGUAUCAUCUGAUUUCCCUCAACACCCGUACGAGCCUCGAUUCAAUUGAACGGUUUGCUCGGGGCGAGGUGCAAUGUGCAAGCACUCGGCAGGCGUCCCAAUGGUUACAAACACACUGCGUUGAUGACGCUGAGCAAAUCAAUUUUCAUUGCGGCCAGAUCCUACGACUGGUCAAAUCGAUACCAGACAACAUGCGGCCUCCCUGGUGGUCUGGCGCUGUGUACCGGGCUGCUCUCAUUGCCUGGGCGACGAGCAUGGCAAGCAUUGGCGCCAGACUCUCAAUUGAUGGCAUACCUGAGAUGGACAAGCCAUUCGCAAUCGACGCUCUUGAUCCCGAAGACGUGUCCAUUACACAGUAUCUGCGAUACAAGGAAGGGGUUCCCAUGCUAUCCCGGAGUGACGGUACCCUCGUUGGGAUGCAUGUCCCUAACCAUGUGCUGCAGCAUUGCAUUUCUAUUCUUGACGGAGACCUGUCUAUGAGAGCUACCGAAGGUAUUAUGCGCAAGCUUCAGAGCCUCCUGGAUCGACGGAAGCACUCGCCAUUUGAGGCGAAAUGCUAA
Messenger RNA from Endocarpon pusillum Z07020, 2553 nucleotides. RefSeq lists its product as uncharacterized. The coding region runs from base 1 to 2553 and encodes 850 amino acids. Gene Ontology annotation, biological process: DNA-templated transcription. The transcript is spliced from 3 exons. NCBI's taxonomy places the organism in Eukaryota, Fungi, Ascomycota, Eurotiomycetes, Verrucariales, Verrucariaceae. The record is from RefSeq and is a predicted model, not a curated record. Gene Ontology annotation, molecular function: zinc ion binding; DNA binding.